AUGUACUUCUCCAAGAUCGCCAUUCUCGCUGCUGCCACUAUGGCUAGCACUGUCGUUGCGGACAACUGUUUCGCUGGGUAUGCAUACUGCGAGGGUAACCUUUUGACUCAGGGCGACUACGCCUCAACCAUCUACCAAGUCCUCGACGCAGCCGGCCAACCCACCGACGCCAACGCGCGCGCCAAAGCCCUGUUCAACUGCGUCAACGGCGGUGCUAUUCAGUUCAUUACGCUUUGCGGUGGCGACUGCAAGAACGAGCCGUUUGGUAGCCAGGUUAGUGAUCACUGCUAG
Molecule: messenger RNA, 291 nt
Organism: Alternaria ventricosa
Lineage: Eukaryota; Fungi; Ascomycota; Dothideomycetes; Pleosporales; Pleosporaceae
Exons: 2
Coding region: 1-291 (96 amino acids)
Source: RefSeq, a predicted model, not a curated record